UCUUUCUUCUAGGGAUGAACUCUAUCGAAAUACGAUUACGUAAACUUAUUACGAUCGCCGUCGAUCCUCACCCCCAUCGUUCUUCUCCGUCUCCGGCAACCUCACCGACCCGUCCCUGGAAAGCAGGAGAGUCGCACCGGAAGGAAUCCAAACAGCCGAACAGAGCAGUUCGUUGGCUUCAGUGUGCAACUCGGCACCUAAUCAGGUCGCGUUCCCACUCUGCCCAAUAGAAUACACCGACCCACCACCACCAGACCAGGCAAGCCAAACCGGAGACACCUUCCCGUCGUCACCACCACCAAGGCCGGCCGAUUCCGACGCCAUGGCCGACGACGACGCCGUUCUCUCCGACGUCGACGAGGACCCCCUCCCCCCUCCUUCCUCCUCCAGCAAAACCCCACCCCAACCCCAGCCCGAUGCCCAGGCGCAGCAGCAACGGCUGCUUGACCUGGCCGCAGAGCUGGACGAGGAGCGCAGCCUCCGCCGCGCCGCCGAGGGAUCCCUUGCCGAGUCCGAGGCCCGCCUCGCCCGCCUCAAGGCCUUCGCGCAGGACGUACUCCGCAAGCGCGAUGACCUCUCCAACGAGGCCGCCGCCUCCGCGCGCUCGCUCGCCGCGCUCCAGGCCGAGGCCGCCGCCUCCGCACGCUCGCUCGCCGCUCUCCAGGCCGAGGCCUCCACCGCCUCCUCCAUGCUCUCCUCCGGCUUCGAGAGGAUCUCCGCCAAGGCCUCCCCUUCCUCCGCCCCCGCCCCGCUCCCCACCUCCCAGAAGUACUCCGCCGGCCUCCCCGCCCUCGCAUACGGCGUCCUCAAGCGCGCCAACGACAUCGUCGACGACCUCCUCGCCCAGAUCGACGCCGCCAACCGCGACCGCGACCGCGUGCGAGAGCAGAUGGACCGCCGCAACUACCAGAUCGCCAUCGAGGUCUCCGAGCUCGAGGCAUCGCUUGCGUCCAGGGCUGCCGAGUGCGAAUCCCUCUCCAAGUCCCUGUCCCAGCGGGACGCAGAGAUCUCCGAGCUACGUGACAAAAUCGCCUCUCUCGAGGGGAAGCUGGACUCGCAUAGGCCUGUGCUCGCGGAGCAGAUUGGAUGCGCCUCUAAGCUGUACGACGAGAUGCGCGAGGUGGUCAAGCUGGUGGACGCGGACGCCGCCAGCACGCUGUCUGACUCGGUGUUUGUGUGGAAGGAGACGGACGUGGAGGAGAGUCUCAAGGUGUCGCUGGAAGGGACGAAGUUGGCCUAUGAGCUUGCGGUCAUGGCCCUGGAGAAGGUGGAGGCAUGUGUCGGUGACAAGGAGAGCAUGGUGAAGGGUUUGGAGGAGAGGGUGGAUGAGCUGAUUCGCGAGAAGGAGCAUAUUGGGGUGCUGCUUAGGAGUGCGCUGCAGGCGACCACGAGUGAGGUGCUGAAGGUUGCAGAGGAUGGACUGAGGGAAGCCGGCAUUGAGAUAGGGCUCGAUGAGCGAAAGGAGCAUAGGCCAGGGAGCGUGGAGAAGGAUGAGGUCUAUACCCUGGCAGGAGCAUUGGAGAAUACCAUGAAGGAAUCCCAGGUUAAGAUCGUUGAGCUGCAGCAUCUUGUCGAAGCACUAAGAGCGGAGUCUGGUCUACUUAGAACAAGGCUGGAAGGGCAAGAAAAAGAGAUUGGCCAGCUAAGGAAGCAAAUAAAGCAUCUUGAAGAGAAGGAAAGGGUGGCAAAUGAAAGUGUUGAGGGUCUGAUGAUGGACGUAACAGCUGCUGAAGAGGAGAUUAAAAGAUGGAAGAUGGCAGCAGAGGAGGAAGCCGAAGCUGGUAGAUCAAUUGAACAAGAGUUCCAAACUCAGAUAUCAUCCCUCCACAAGGAAUUAGAUGAAGCAAAGCAAGCUAUGCUGGAGCUAGAAAACAAGCUGAAGUUCAAGGAAGAGACAGCGGCUGCAGCAAUGGCGGCACGUGAUGCUGCAGAGAAAUCUCUAAAACUAGCAGAUACGAGAUCUUCCAGGCUACGAGAGAGACUGGAGGAGCUUAACAGGCAGCUUGAAGAAUCAGAUAAUAGAGCUGACUCUGUUAAUCGUAAUGGCCAUAGAUACAUGUGCUGGCCAUGGCAAUGGUUGGGACUGAACUAUGUGCGGUUACCUCCUGCCGAGACGGAUCAAACUUCCAAUGAGAUGGAGCUAUCUGAACCCCUGAUAAUAUAGGUGUGCCAUAUUUAUACAGAUUAUAAAUACGAGUGCUGGUCCUGCUCUUUCAUCAUUUAGAAAAGGAGAACAUUAGAUUUGGGUUUGCUUUCUUCUGUAGAUGUUUUGCCAAUUUGUCCAUGCUUGUAUUGUGCAAAGCUCACGAGGGUGUUAGAUGGUCCUGUGUAAUUGUUAAAGUUACCAGUUGGGAUAUAUGAAGACGCCGAGAUGUCCAUUCUUUGACAA
This is a messenger RNA of Phragmites australis (common reed), 2389 nucleotides long. RefSeq lists its product as uncharacterized. The transcript has 5 exons. The record is from RefSeq and is a predicted model, not a curated record. The coding region runs from base 323 to 2164 and encodes 613 amino acids. Lineage: Eukaryota; Viridiplantae; Streptophyta; Magnoliopsida; Poales; Poaceae.